CUCGGAGCUGGGCAAGAUGUCGGAAGAAGUUGUGUCAUUGUUACAAUUGGAAGAAAAACAAUCAUGUUUGAUUGUGGUAUGCAUAUGGGAUAUAAUGAUGAGAGAAGAUUUCCUGAUUUUAAAUUCAUCUCAAAAAAUGGACAAUUCACUCAAACAAUUGAUUGUGUGAUUAUUUCUCACUUUCAUCUUGAUCAUUGUGGUGCUUUGCCAUAUUUUACAGAAGUUUGUGGUUAUGAUGGUCCGAUCUAUAUGACUUAUCCAACUAAAGCUAUUGCUCCAAUCCUGUUAGAGGAUUUUCGUAGAGUGAUGGUAGAUAGAAAAGGCGAUAAUUUAAAUCAAGGAUUUUUCUCUUCGGAAGAUGUAAAAAAUUGUAUCAAGAAGGUUCAACCACUCAAUUUACACCAAACAAUAAUUCUAGAUGAUGAAUUGGAAAUUAAACCAUAUUAUGCUGGACAUGUUUUAGGAGCAGCAAUGUUUUACGUCAAAGAUUUGGCAACUGGGGCUAGUGUUGUUUAUACAGGCGAUUAUAACAUGACUGCUGACAGACAUUUGGGAAGUGCUACAAUUGAUAGAUGCAGGCCUGAUUUAUUAAUUACAGAAACUACAUAUGCUACCACAAUAAGAGAUUCAAAAAGCAGUAGAGAACGUGAUUUUUGUAAACAAGUGUAUGAUACCGUUGUAAAUAAGAAAGGAAAAGUCUUGAUUCCAGUAUUUGCGUUGGGAAGAGUCCAAGAAUUAUGUAUUCUAUUAGAAACGUAUUGGGAACGAAAAAAUCUUGGAAAGAGUGUUCCCAUUUACUUUUCUGCUGGUAUGGUAGAAAAAGCCAACUAUUACUAUCAACUUUAUAUUAAUUGGACAAAUGAGAAAAUCAAAACUACACUCUUUGACCAAAAGCGAAAUCUCUUCAAUUUCAGUAAUAUACAAUCAUUUGAAAGAUUUUUAAUGGAUAAUCCUGGACCUAUGGUUUUAUUUGCAACUCCUGGUAUGUUACAUGCUGGUAUGUCUUUGGAGGUUUUCAAGAAAUGGGCUCCUGGUGAAAAUAACAAGGUAAUUUUGCCUGGUUAUUGUGUUGAAGGAACUGUAGGAAAUAAGGUUUUACGUAAUAAGGAUUUAAAAUCUUCUAAAAUAGAAAUUGACUCUAGGACAGUUAUUGAUAUGAGAUGUGAGGUAAAAGCCAUUUCAUUCAGUGCACACGCAGAUGCUAAAGGUAUUUUACAAUUGAUUAGAACUGCUCAACCAAAGAAUGUCAUGUUAGUACAUGGAGAACGAGACAAGAUGGCGUUUUUCAAAAAGAAAAUUGAAUCUGAAUUUAAAAUUCCUUGUUUUGAUCCACCUAAUGGAGGUACAAUCAAAAUCAAAACAACAUCACAAGUC
Messenger RNA from Naegleria gruberi, 1374 nucleotides. RefSeq lists its product as uncharacterized. Gene Ontology annotation, biological process: snRNA processing. The annotation marks the transcript as partial. The record is from RefSeq and is a predicted model, not a curated record. Lineage: Eukaryota; Heterolobosea; Eutetramitea; Acrasida; Naegleriidae. Gene Ontology annotation, cellular component: nucleus. The transcript has a single exon.